AUGUCCUAUGACCAGCUUUCAUCGCUUGAAGCCGGCCGAUCGGGUCGUCAAGGCAACUAUUCCGACGACCCUGAAUUCAAGCAGCUCCAGUCACAGUUGAGGAAUAAGAUCUUCAAUCUGCGGCGCAACAUUCAACAGCUGACUUCCGACGUUAACAUUCUCGGCACGAAGCGCGAUACUGCCCGGGUUAGAGAAAGAGUUCACGACCAUCUCGAUAAGACGCGGGACCUCUGCAAGGAGAUUGGAGAUGGGGUCAAGAAGCUUCAGACGUGGGAUGAUUUGACGAAACAACAAAAGUAUGACCAGUCUAGAGUAUCGACAGACUUUCAGAACGCCCUCCAAGAGUUCCAAGACAUCCAACGCAAGGCACUCGAGAAACAGCGUGCUUCCGUCACAGCCGCCCGCGCGGCACAUGAUGGUGAUGCUGCGGAUUCCUCAGCUGGUGCUGAAGGCCACCUCGAGCAACAACAACAGCAGCAGCAACAGGAAGUCAUUCGAUUAGCAUCCCAGGACGAAGUGGAUUUCCAGGAGGCACUCAUCAUCGAGCGCGAGGAGGAGAUCCGCAACAUCGAGCAAGGCGUCGGCGAUCUAAACGUAUUAUUCAGGCAAGUGGCGCAGAUUGUGUCGGAGCAAGGCGAGCAAUUGACAUCAAUCGCGGACAAUGUGGAAGACGUCCGUGACGAUACCCGGGGCGCCCAGGUGGAGCUCAGACAAGCGGCAAGACAUCAGAAGGCAGCUCGCAACAAAGGAUGCUGUCUGUUGUUGAUUCUUUCAGUCAUUCUGACCAUUAUUCUCCUCGCAAUUUUCCUUGACUAG
Messenger RNA from Colletotrichum truncatum, 816 nucleotides. RefSeq names its product snare domain-containing protein. Lineage: Eukaryota; Fungi; Ascomycota; Sordariomycetes; Glomerellales; Glomerellaceae. Gene Ontology annotation, molecular function: SNAP receptor activity; SNARE binding. Gene Ontology annotation, biological process: Golgi to vacuole transport; intracellular protein transport; vesicle fusion. The record is from RefSeq and is a predicted model, not a curated record. Gene Ontology annotation, cellular component: SNARE complex; membrane; endomembrane system.